UGCAAUGCGGGGGAAGACGGUGCGGGGCCGCCUCGGUCUUCGGGUUAUGUCGAGCGGGAGCGCGGCCUAUUGGCCGUGGAACCAUAACUAUGCCAGCCUCCGCUUUACUUUACGCGUAACUCGCAGAAGCCCCGGGCUCGCUUCCUGUCCCCGAUCAAUGCCUGACUAUGGAUAACGGUGCUGAGCUGAGCCACCAGGGCGACGAACUCGCCGAUGCGGGCCAUGAUGACUCGGGGGGCGCGUCGGAGGCUGCGGCGGCACUCGCUUGCAACUGUUGCCGACGCCGAAAGCUGCGGUGUUCUCGACAAGUGCCAGCAUGUCAGCAAUGCCGCAAGACAGGAAGCGAUUGUGUCUACGAGUCGAAACGGUCCAAGCCGGGGAUGAAGGCUGGGGCUAUUGAGAACUUGCAUCGGAGACUGGAUGCUUUAGAAAGAACCGUUCACCAACAACGGACUAAGAAUGAGUCAAGAGACCACAGACAAUCCGAGUCAAAUCACUCACCCAAUCAAGACAGUGCCAAUGGCACCAAUGGCGGCCUUGAGAAUAGUGCAUACACCAUAAUGGCAUUCUUCGCCAAAGAGCUACACAAGUUCAACUCUAAAAACGGAAGCUCACUUGGCGAAGAACGUGCAGAAAUCGAGUCACUAGGACGAGCCAAGCGGCGUCGACUUGAUGAUCAAGAGCCGAUUAACAUUGCCUUCACGGGCGGCUACAGCCCUGGCCUCCCUGCCUUGCCGGAUGAGGAAAACCUGGAGAUUGUACUGAAAGCUUAUUUCGCACACAUUCACCCAUGGAUCCCGAUUAUACACGAGGCGAGAUUCCGCCGUCGACUUCGCGAGCCCGGAGAAGCCAAAUUUGUGUUGGCAGUGUUACAUGCCAUGGUCCUCUCUGCGUCAAGGUACAUCUCAGAUGAAGAUGUUGCAACCAGCGUAUUCGGCUCGCACCAGCAAAGAACUAUGACUAGAGACUGGAUCGUAUCGACCUCGAUGAAGACUUUCAACGUGGAAAGCCAUCAAGCUCUCAUAAUUGUCGCAUUCAACGACAUCGGAAGUGGCGAGGCCGCACAAGCCUGGUCCCUCGUUGGUUCACUAACGCGAACCGUCGAGUAUCUCCAACUGACCGUUGAACACGACGAUGCCGACCGAUCAUCACUGUCUCGGCCUUUUGUCUCGCUUGUUUCGCCAGACAGUUGGACUGAAGCCGAAGAAAGGCGCCGGGUCUUUUGGAACGUCUUCAAGCUCGAUAGACUCAUCUCAGUCACCAUGGGCUGGAACACAAGUCUCACCUCGGACGACGUCCACUGCCGCCUUCCCUGCGACGGCGUCCUAUGGCGCAAAGAAGACAAAGUAGUGACGCCCUAUUUCGGUAUCUGGGACAAGGCCGCCGGCAGAAUCGGGAACCCUAUCGCCUUUAUCCCGUCCCACUACGCGCCGACAUUGCAGACAGGUGCCACAGAGGAAGAAAUCCACACGCCCUCCGACGCCGGAACGUCACCGGGAGCACCGGCCGCCAGCAUCGACAUGUCCACCGUCGGCGCCUUCGCCUACUGCAUCGAGGCGACCGAGUCCCUCAGUAGGGUCACGAGCUACUUUCUCCAGCAGAAGAUCAACAUGCGAGACCAGCGCGACAUAAGCAGCUGGCUCACCCGCUUCAAGGAGCUCGACCUGCGUCUGGUCCAUUGGAAGAUGCUUCUGCCCCAGAAGUGGAAGGCCAACAUGGCGCGGCAGUCGACGCGGAUGGACCCCAACCUCACGCUGGCGCACGUCACCCAUAAUACCUCAAUGAUCCUGCUCCAUCAGUUAAUUGCCUUCCCACCGAGGGAGUGGCCUUUCAGGGCUCGGCUGCCGAGUAUUCUGAGCGCGGACACGUGCCAGGCGGCCGCCGUGGAGAUUGCCAUUAUUGCGGAGAAUUAUCUGAAGCACGCGCCAGCGGCGAUGCCUGUUUCAAGCCAGUUCGUAUUCUGUGUCUAUGUCGCUGCCAGAGUCCUCCUUCUCCGUUGGAGGUAUGAUCUCGGGACCGAACUGGCUUCUGAGUUCUGGUCCUUGGUGCAAAUAUUGAACGAUAUGGCGACGCGGUGGGCUGGUCCGCAUAGCUUGGAGCCUGCGAGAGACAACCUGGCUGGGAAGUAUUCGAGGAAGCUCACAGAGAUGCAUUCCCGUUGCCGCGAUGAUGCGUCUUUCAACAUCAACGUUCUAAGCUACACCACCGAAAUCGAUCAUACGGCUCCUCAAGAACCUUUGGCAUCUCCUCAGCUCAGACGGAAUGGUAGCGGGCAGGGGGAGACUGCUUCCAAUGGGCGGAACAAGCGAUUUACAGAUUCACAGCUUGAGCCUCCAGGCAGCCUCAACACUAUUGUUGAAGCUCAACAACUCCCGCCCAACAACCCGGCAUCAUUCUCCAGCCCGCCGCAAAACGCCAUGCUCGCACUCCCAGGACUAGGGUUGAAUGGUGUUGAGCCAAUGGCUCAACCUUCUCUAUACCCCAGAAGCAGCAUUGGUAGCGGCGAGUUGAGCAACAUAUCCCAGAUGCUCCUUGACCAACAGUUCAUGGACAUGGACAGGAUCAUCAGCUACGAUGACGGUAUUUUCGAAACCGAAUACGACGGUGGAGGGUGGUAAAAACAAAGAGUCUAUAUUGAGUACACAAAAAGC
Colletotrichum godetiae is the source of this 2651-nucleotide messenger RNA. Its product is annotated as fungal-specific transcription factor domain-containing protein. Bases 168 to 2618 code for a protein of 816 amino acids. Gene Ontology annotation, cellular component: nucleus. The record is from RefSeq and is a predicted model, not a curated record. Lineage: Eukaryota; Fungi; Ascomycota; Sordariomycetes; Glomerellales; Glomerellaceae. Gene Ontology annotation, biological process: regulation of DNA-templated transcription; DNA-templated transcription. The transcript has 4 exons. Gene Ontology annotation, molecular function: zinc ion binding; DNA-binding transcription factor activity, RNA polymerase II-specific; DNA binding.